This is a messenger RNA of Diuraphis noxia (Russian wheat aphid), 3929 nucleotides long. RefSeq lists its product as uncharacterized. NCBI's taxonomy places the organism in Eukaryota, Metazoa, Arthropoda, Insecta, Hemiptera, Aphididae. Gene Ontology annotation, cellular component: Set1C/COMPASS complex. Gene Ontology annotation, biological process: replication fork processing. The record is from RefSeq and is a predicted model, not a curated record.
UAUAUUUUAUUUAAUUUAAUAAUUUACUUAUAAGUUUUAAGAAGUUUUACCUUUUUUUGUAGAACUGUUUCAAAUUAAUCGUUGUACGUAGAAUGUCCAUCAACUUUGCUGUUAAUUGAACAGCCAUAAAAUAUUGUUUGAAAGUCUGUGAUUCUACGAUGGACCAGAAAAACGAUACAUUAGGUGUCGAAGAUGUUGUGUUUAUGUUGCUUGAAACAUUAAAGUCUAAUGGCACAUUUGAUGAAAUUCGUAGGCAUUGUGUUACUGAUAUUGAUGCUAAGCCAACUUACCAAAAUUGGAAACAGCGCAUAGAAUCAAAUGUCAACAAAUUUUUAAGUAAAGUGAAAUUUACACCAGAAUUAAAUAAAAACACUGUUCGAGAACGUCUUAGAAAACAUUUACUUGAUGGACGUGAAAAUCAAGAUAUUGAAGAAGGAGCUGACAGAAUACUUACUCAAGUACUUGCACCCCGUUCAUUAAGUAUUUUUGAACCUAAAAUAGCAGUUGCUGUAGAUGAAUACUUGGGAAUCAAAAAUGAAGCACCUCCAAUUGAACUAAACGGAUUUAAAGAAUCUAGUACGAAUUUGACAAAACCAUCUAAUAUUGAAAUUAGUACUAAGUCUAGUACAAAUUCGAUAAAAUCAUCUAAUAUUGAAAUUAGUACUGUUUUCAAUUCCAAAAUAGAUUUUAUCGUAGAUGCUGACAACAUAGUCUGUGAUAAAACCCUAAAAUAUGAUAGAAAAGACUUGGGAUCAGACAAAAAAGAAAUAUCUUCCAGUCUUUGUAAAGAGCCAAAAUCAGUGAACGGCAAUCAAAGUGAAGAUGAAAAUGAUACAGGAGGAUCGUUAAAACAAAAAAGUAGCCAACACAAAAAUAAAACUUCUACAUCUGAUAAAUCUAAGUCUUCCUCUAACAAUCAUAAAAGUAGUAAAAAGGAUAAUAGUUUUAAAGAAAUUGUUGACAAAUCUAAAGAAGUUAUUCAUAAGUCUAAAGAUGUUAUCAAGUCUAAAGAUGUUCUCAAGUCUAAAGAUAUUGCUGACAAAUCUAAGGAUAUUGUUAAUAAGCUUAAAGAUGUUAGUAAGUCUAAAGAUAUUGUUGAUAAAUCUAAGGAUGUUGUUAGUAAACCUAAAGACAUGGUUGAUAAACCUAAAGACAUUGUUGAAAAAUCUAAAGAUAACAUUAAUAAGCCUAAAGAUAUUGUUGAUAAGACUAAGGAAAAAUCAUUUUUGUCGAAAAAUUCUCAUUCUUAUACUUCAAGUCAUAAAAGUAACCGAACAGAUACGAAAAGAACUAAACGUUCUCUUGAAGAGAAAAAAAAAUCAUCUAGUCUUUGUAAAGAGCCUAAAUUAUUGAAUGGUAAUCGAAGUGAUGAUGAAAGUAAUUCAGGAGGAUCUUCAAAACAAAAAAAUUUUCAUAAAAAUAAAAGUUCAUCAUCUGACAAGUCCAAGUCAUCAUCAAGUAAUCACAAAAGUAGUAAAAGAGAUAAUAAUAGUACAGACGUUGUUGAUAAGUCUAAAGAUAAAUCUUUAUCCAAGAAUUCUAGUAAUACUGACAUUGUAAAUAAAUCCAAAGACAAAUCUUUGUCAAAAAUUUUUGAUAAAACUAUUGAUAAGUCUAAAGACAAAUAUUUUUCAAAAACUUUGAGUAGUACUGACGUUGAUAAGUCCAAAGACAAAUCUUUAUCAAAGAAUUCCAUUAGUUCUGACAUGGAUAAGUCUAAAAAGAGAUCUUCGUCAAAAAAUUCUAGUUAUAUAGACAUUGUCGAUAAGUCUAAAAACAAAUCAUUAUCGAAGAAUUCCAGUAGCACAGAUGUAACUGGUAAGUCUAAAAUCAAAUCCUCUUUAAUAAAAGAUGCUAAAUGUUCAGAUUUCAUUGACAAAUUUAAAGACAAAUCUUUGUCAAAAAGUUCCAGUAGCUCAAGUCAUAAAAGUAAUCGUACUGACACUAAAAGACUUAAACUUUCCCGAGAGGAAAAAAAUAAAUCACCCACAAAUGAGGUAAGUGGUGAAGAAAAGAAACCAGAAGAAUCAGAAAAAUCUGAUUGGAAUGAUUUUCGAAGUUCUAUUAUGACAAAUGACGAACAAGAUGCAGCAAAUGUAUUGUUAUCAAUGAGUGCAAUUUCUUAUGAAAGUUCUCAUACUGAAAUUAUAACAGAAAAUAUCAUUUUUAUAGAAAAUUCUUCUCCUAUAACUGACAGUACAAUAGUAAAUGAAUUAAAAGUUGAAAAUUCUGAUCAAACAAAAGUUCUGCCUUCUAGUGACAAUAAUGAUAUUGAAGACAAUUCUCAAUUAAAAUCAAAUAAUUUAGAAAAAUCACAAUCACUAGAUGUUGUAAAAAGUUUAUCAAACAUUAACCAGUUAUUUGAGAAAGUAUGUUCCGUUGAUAUUGAAAGAUUACCAUGUAAUGAUAUAAAAUUACAAUGUAACUCUGUUAAUAAUGUUGAAAUAACUGAAAAACACCAAAAACAGGCUGAAAUAGUAGUGGAUGAAAAAGAACUAAAAAUAUUGAAUGUUGAAAUGAAUUUGAAAACAAAUACAACUGAAAAAUCCAGUGAAUGUAAUUCUAAUGAUAUUUUAAAAGUACCGAAAUUAAAACUAAAACUAUUACCAAAUCAAAUUGAUUCUGUGGAUAAAAUUAAGAGGAAAAAACAUCAUAAACAUAAAGAUUCUAAAAAAUUGAAGCCUUCAGAAUCAUUGAAUAUUCUUGAUGAAGUUAGUGUAUCAACAAAUAUAUGUGAUAAAAUAGACCAAGAAACUAACCAUGACAUAGACAUAAUAAUUAAUGAUUCUUCAAGUACCUUAUCCAAUCAAAUAUUACAYGAGAAAAUAGAAAAUAAUAGUGCAAAAGUAUUAGAUGAUGACAAAUCACUUUUCACUUUCAAAGGAUUUUCUGAAGCAGAUGCUAUUCCAUGUAAAAACUAUACACUAUUAAAAAAUGUGGUCAAAGCCUUACAAGCACAAAUGAAUGAUCGUGAUAAAAUUAAUGAUGGUUUCAAAGGUUUUACCAGUGCAGAAACAAAUCCAUGUAAACAUCGAGAUGAUGUUUAUGCAGAGCUCAUUAAGUUGAAAGAAGGUAAUUCUAGUACAGGCUUUAUAGGAUUCUCUGAAAGAGAUACUGAAGUGAGUAUUGGUUAUAAAUAUGUCGUAAAACAGCUUGAACUUGCCAAAAAACAAAACAAUGUAGAUAGUCAUCAACAAAAUUUGAAGUGUGGGGAGAAUGGAAUCCAGAAUGGAAAAACAUUUAAUGAAGUAAUGGCAGCAUAUUUAUAUAAAAGUAACAAUGAUAAUGAUGAAAAGUCAAAAGAGAAUUACAGCAAACCAAUUAAUGAUACAAAAAAAGAUAGUCCUACUGUGAAUAAUAAUAAUCACAAUCAUGAUAAUUGGGUUGUUGAACAAGAAAUGAAAUAUAAACUUUUACCUGUAAAAGUGAAACUUGAAAGACUAAUGGAGUAUGGAUGUAAUAACGCUAAACGUGUGUCUGAUUCUCCACAGCUACCCAUAUAAAUAAUGGUUGAAAAUACCAUUUAUAACACAAAUCAUGUCUUCAAUUAUUUCUUCAAUAAUAUUUGAAAAGAGGAUCAGAAAGAAGUAUAUAUGUUUAACAAAUAUGAUCGAUCAACUAGCAGAACUCAAUCUAUUUAAGGUAUGGCUGUGUUCCUUACCUUUUCAUUAAAAUCCACAAAAGUAGUUAAGUUAUUGUUGUAAAUAUGGCAGCUAUAAAUCUGCAUUUUGCUAAAAUAAUAAGUAAAUUUAACAAUUAAAUAAAAACAUGAUUGAAAAUAGCUGUCUUCUCACUCUUUUGUUAACUUAUUUAUUGUUAUUAGUUUUCUUAAUUCCAUUGCACGAUUCAAUAUACUACAGACAUUGUUUAAUAUCACAUGAUAAAAUAUAUCUUUAAAUUUUGUUGGUAAGUAUAGGGAUAUUUUUUUC